AAAAAACAUGGUCAAAACAAUGAUCCUCAAAUCAAAUUUCAUAGCACUAAUUUUCCUAAUUUACAUGUCUAAAUGUAAUUCAUUAACAAAAACAACAAACACCACAGGUUUUACUACACAACUAAUCCACAGAGACUCUCCUCAAUCUCCUCACUACAAUCACUCUCAAUCUCCUUACCAACGCCUCGCAAACGCAGUCCAAAGAUCGUUCAAUCGCGUCCGUCGAUUCAAAACGAAUCGCCUUGGAUCAGAAUCUCCCGUCUCGGAAAUAACCAACUCCGGUGCGGAAUACCUAAUGAAAUACGCUAUCGGCACACCACCGAUCCCCUCAUUAGGAGUCGCCGACACGGGCAGUGACAUCAUCUGGACGCAAUGCCAGCCCUGUCAGGAUUGCUUCAAGCAAAAACUCCCGUUUUUCAGACCGAAAAUUUCUUCCACGUACAAAAACAUCCCAUGCGAUACAAACAACUGCAAAUCCUUCCAAGAAACUUCUUGCAGCGAAAAAAAAUGCGUCUACACCGAAACGUACGGAGAUGGAUCGUCCACUCAGGGCGAUCUUUCUAUAGAUACGAUCACAUUCGCCUCAUCAAACGGCCGACGUACUAUUUCCGCACCUAAUAUUAUAUUCGGUUGUGGAUUUAGCAAUAGUCUCCUCAUUCCUGCUGGAGAGUCGGGAAUCGUCGGUCUCGGAGGUGGGCCCGCUUCGCUCGUGCGACAAUUAGGCCCUUUAGCUAAUGGCAAAUUCUCUUACUGCUUGUCUUCAGACAACUCGAGGCCUAGUCAGCUGAGUUUCGGCGACAGUGCUGUCGUCUUAGGGAGAGGUGUCGUUUCGACCCCAUUGGUUAAAAAAUAUCCCGAAACGUUCUACUACUUAACUUUGGAGGGAAUCAGCAUCGGGAAUCAACGGCUGAAAUUCGACGAUUUCAGUAGUGGGGUCAAAGGAAACAUUGUCAUUGACUCGGGUACUACGUUGACUUUGCUUCCGUUCGAUUUUCACGCGAAAGUGGAGAGUGCGAUGGGGAGGUUGAUUAAGUUGAGAAAGAUUAAGGAUCCGCGAGGGGAGUUGAGUUUAUGCUUCUUUUCGAGAGACGGCAUAAAGAAUAUUCCCGAUGUGACGGUUCAUUUCGAAGGGGGUGACGUGAAGUUGAGGCAAGAGAAUCUGUUCGUACGAACAAGCGACGUGUCACUCUGCUUUGCUGCUCAGCCUGUCGAUGAUGUUGCGGUUUACGGGAAUGUGGCGCAGAAGAAUUUCUUCGUUGGGUAUGAUCUUCAGAAGAGGACUGUCUCAUUUCAGGCAGCUAACUGUCGGAAAUCAUGAUAUUGUCGGAAAUCGGCGAAAUUAAAAUAAAUAUUAAUAUUGCUAUUAUGAUUGUAAUUAUCAGAAAGAUCGAAAUUUCGAAUUAACUUUCGGAGAUUUAAAUCAGAUUGAGAUUUCCAAUUCUAGUAAAAAAUAAAAUCGGGAAAUCGGAAAUUGGAAUGAGAAAUAUUGCGCUGAAAUCGGAAAUUUUCUUAUUGAAAUCGACGGAAUUUGAGAAUUCCGUUCCGCAUUCCACCCUUUGCCCGAAUGCCAAGAAUUUG
Messenger RNA from Erythranthe guttata (spotted monkey flower), 1578 nucleotides. Its product is annotated as aspartic proteinase CDR1. NCBI's taxonomy places the organism in Eukaryota, Viridiplantae, Streptophyta, Magnoliopsida, Lamiales, Phrymaceae. Gene Ontology annotation, biological process: proteolysis. The record is from RefSeq and is a predicted model, not a curated record. Gene Ontology annotation, molecular function: aspartic-type endopeptidase activity. Gene Ontology annotation, cellular component: extracellular region.